This is a messenger RNA of Orussus abietinus, 5795 nucleotides long. Its product is annotated as (E3-independent) E2 ubiquitin-conjugating enzyme UBE2O. The transcript has 8 exons. The record is from RefSeq and is a predicted model, not a curated record. The coding region runs from base 243 to 4259 and encodes 1338 amino acids. Lineage: Eukaryota; Metazoa; Arthropoda; Insecta; Hymenoptera; Orussidae.
CGAUCGGCUGGGCGCAAUCGAGAAGGAGAAUUGUCUCGACUCGUCCGGGAUAGGUCCGGGAGUUCGGGUCGGGCGGUGACACGAGGUUAGGAUUCCGGGGGCCCCGGAGGUCUCGGCGUUGCGUGGGGAGGUGCGCGCCUCGCCGUGCGCCGCGGCUUCGCGUCGGCGUUUCUCGUUUCUGUCACUCGUCGUCGGGCGCUCGUCGGCAGCGAGGGGAGGCCACAGGGCCAGGUCUCGCAAAGAUGGCUACGAAUCUCCCAGCCGAGCACCAUUACUUCUACGAAGAUGUCGUCUAUCGCGUCGACAAGCGGGGCAACGUCGUCUUCGGCAUCGUCAUGGAGAACAACGAUCUCGACUCCUCGGACGAGGUCUCGGUGUCCGAGGAGAGUCCCAAGCGCAAGAAGGGCGAGAUCCGCGUGGUCUGGCACCCCUCCGGGGUCGAGGAGCUCGUCAACUCGAAGAAGGUGCGAUUAGCGGAUAGAACGUUGAUGCCAGGAGACGUAGUACGCCGAAUGAUCAAAGGGAAAGAUACGCAGAGAGGUUACUGCCGAGACAUCGAAUUGACCGCUUGCGUUCAGGUCAUUGGAACAAAGCAGGUCUUGACGGAUAUCAAGAGCGAGGACUUGGUUCCUCUUGAGGAGUUUGCAACCGACAUAGCGGUAUGUUUGAAUUCCUGGGUCGGUGGGAUCAACAUGGUUCACUUUAAAUUAUGGCUGGCUACUCCGGAUGGGUCACGAUGCGUGGUCAACGAAAAGGAUGCCCGUAUAUUGGAACAAUUUGAGGAGAAGCACGAUAACGAUAAAGACUUUCCGCAUUCGUCGGAGUUCUAUCCUGGACAGAGUCUGUGGGGGCCGGUGCAUUGUCUGGAAGAUGCCGUGUGGAUUCAGUGUACAAAGGAGAUGAAGGCGAAACGCAAGACGAAGCCGCAGAAGAUAGUAAAAGUGGUGGUCGAGAAGGUGGAGACCGACUGGGUUACUGUCAAUUGGCAGUGCAGGGCAUAUUCGAAAGACGGCGCCUGGUCGGAUCAGGUGCAUCCCAAUUUCGUGGUGCGUGGCGAGGACUUGGAGAAAUUGAAGUUGCUCAACGUAUUCGAGCCGUCCACUUUGCAAGUGGGCGACAGGAACUUUUACGUGAUCAAGGGUAACGAGAACGUGAUCACGCGCGAGCAGUGGUGCAAACAGCAGCGAGAAAUUUUCCAAGUUCCCAAGCAGAGUCCAAGGAAGACGCGCGUGAGAAUCAACGUGACGAAACCCUCCGAAGAGAAGAAUAAGGAUAAGGCCAAGCAGAAGGGAACCGAGACCGAGAAGCCCGUUACCGAUCGCAAGGACGUCAAUACUCAGAGUAACGUGAACGGCUCGCAAAUCGUCGGGUCGAACAAUACCCUGAUGCCUCCUCAGCAGAAUCAGAACGCCGACAGCUCCGACGACUGGGAUACCGAAGAUACCGGCUCUCAAAGCGACGAACCCAGCUCGGUGUCCAGCGGUUGUUCCAGCGUGACGUCCAUGGGCAAGAAGAAGAAGGGACCCGCCCUAAUGACGAAAGUUCUCAAGAAGAAGAAGCUCUGCAAGGCUAAGGCAAAGGCUGCCCCGGUCGAGCUGGUCCCGGGAUCGAAGAUAGUCGUGGAGACUUUGUCGACGAGCACCAAGGCAAACGUGGUCUGGCAGGACGGCUCCGUAGAACUAGGUAUUCCCUCGACGCAAUUGUAUCCCAUCCACCACCUGGACGAUAAGGAGUUUUUCCCGGGUGACUUCGUGGUCGAUCAGAAGGAAGAGUCGAGGAUGUACGGAGUGGUGCAGAGCGUAGACCAUCGGGGUCGGACGGCAAAGAUCAAGUGGUUCAGAACUUACACCUCGAGCCAGAGUCCGCAGCCGACUCUGCUGGAGGAGCGCGAGGUGAGCGUUUACGACCUGAAGGAUCACCCGGACUUCCAGUACCGGCCGGGGACCCUGGUAAUAAGGAUAGCCAACUUUGAGGGCGAAGACGCCGACUGCACCGCGGGUCAGGUCUUGGACAACUACCCCGAGGGCCGGGUGAAGGUCUGGUGGGUGGACGGGCACGUGAGCAUGUGCUGGCCUCAAGACCUCUACAAGGUCGGAAACUACGACAGCGACGAGGGCGAGCUGUGGGACGACGUGUCCUCGGACACCUCCUGGGAGACCGAGAGGGAGGACUGCAUAAUCGCCGACACCGAGGACCUCGAGCAGACGGAGAGCAUCAAGCCGAAAUUGGCGGCUCACAUCGAGAAGGCGAGGAUCGGCAUGUCGCGGCUCGAGGAGAUCUUCACGCAGAACCCCUCCCUGCAGACGACCGAGGUAAUGAGGAGGCUUCUCGAGGUCUACAAGGACUGCCGCCGCAUGGACAAACUGAUGGGAACCUCGUUCUUCCACGAGAGCCACUUCCAAGGCCUCCUCGAGAGGGUCAGGGAGCGCGGAAGGGCCAACGUCGCUCAGAGAAUGGCCGCCCAGGUUUCCCGGCUGUUUACUCAGGAGUCGGAGCAGCCCCAGCCCCAGGAGGCCGAUGCCGAGCUGGAAAACGCGGAGAAUGCCAACGCCAUCCAGAACGCCAACAACGCUCUGGAGACGAUAGCCACGAAGAUCAGCGAUACCGUCGAGGCGGCCGACAACGCCAAUCGGAAGAUGGACCCCGGCAGAAGGUCCACCAAGGAAGAGGCGGAGGUGAUCGAUCGACUCUUCAUAAACAUGAACCGGAACCCCGAGGACUCGGGCCUCUUUUCCGCGGAGAACUCGAAGAAGGAAUCGGGCUCGAGCGAGUCCAGCGGCGAGUUCCCUCUGAGCGAGGACGCGAUCAACCUGGCCGACAGGUCGCCCGCCCCGGAGCCUGCGGACGUCGAGAAACCCGAGGAGGACGAGGAGGAGGCGGAAGAGGACGACGAUGAGGAGGAGGAAGGGCAGGGGCGGAACUCGAGUGACUCGAGACUUCGGGAGCGGACGCACGUCGCGGGAUCGACUCACGUUUGCGCCAAGCUCUGCACCCUGAUCAAGGCUCAGCUGGUCCUGGCCCACGCCGAGGCCUCCAAGAGGUUCGGCCUGUCCAAGAUGUCCCUGUCGGACGCCGCGAAGAGCGCCUCGCCGGCCAAGAGGCAGAAGAAAGAGGAACCCCCGGUCGAGCCGCCCUCCGAGCCCUCGGAACCCCCCGUCGAGGUCCCCCCGCCGGUCUACGCCGAGGGGGAGGGCUUCUCGAUAGAGGAGACCGCCCCCGACAGCCACAAAUUCAAGUUGACCAUGUUCCAGCCGACCGACCCGGCCAACUUCUUCAGGACCGUAUCGAAGGAGCUCAAGCUUCUCCGCAACUCCCUGCCCCCGGGCGUCUGGGUGAAGGGAUUCGAGGACCGGAUAGACCUCUACUCGGUGAUGCUGCGAGGGCCCGAGAAGACGCCCUACGAGGACGGGCUCUUCCUCUUCGACUUCCAGCUAUCGGCCGACUACCCGGCCGCGCCUCCGCUCUGCCACUACAUCUGCUACUGCAGCGACCGGCUCAACCCGAAUCUCUACGAGGACGGCAAGGUCUGCGUCAGCCUGCUGGGCACCUGGUCCGGCAGGGGCACCGAGGUCUGGACCAGCUCCUCCACGCUGCUGCAGGUCAUCGUGUCCAUCCAGGGCCUGAUCCUCGUCUCGGAGCCUUACUUCAACGAAGCCGGCUUCGAGAAGCAGAAGGGCUCCCAACAGGGCCGGGAGAACUCUCGGAUGUACAACGAGAUGGUCGUGCUCAAGCUGGUCCAGGCCCAGACCAAGCUGAUCCUGCACCCUCCCCCUAUCUUCAAAGACACCAUCGUCACCCACUUCGAGAGGCACGCCGAGAAGCUCCUCGAGAGGCUGGACCUCUGGAUGGAGAUCUCCGAGCGGCACAACGACCAGCACCCGCUGUCCCCGGUCACACCGACCACUUUCAAGGAGAUCGCCCACUGCGGCCAGUCGACGGGCUCCCCCCAGGUAGAGUUCCCGCUUGACAGAACCCUGGUUGCAGACGAAAAGAUCCUGCCCGAGUUCCCCCUGAUCCCGGCGUCCAGAGGCUUCUGCAUCACUCUUCGCAAGACCCUGGCCACGUUCAAGCAGGUGCUGGUGAAGGAGGGCAUUAUCGAGGGCACGAUCGAGGGCGCGAUCGAGGGCACGACCGAGGGCGCGACCGAAGGCACGACCUCGGAGGUCGCGGAGCAGGCCAGCGGCCAGAGUAAGGACCUUGAGGCUCGGCAGGAGUCGAGCGAAACGAGAAAAGACACCUCGGACCGGAACACCAGCUAGCCUCAAGGUAAACCCAAGCGACUGGCUCGUCAAACUCACGCGGCCAUUCGGUAAUACGUUGAAUUACUAAUUUAUUCUAUGGAGAGUCCGGACGCGUGUCCGCGGUAUCUAUUUAUCGAUUACCAGCGGGGACGAGCCCCGGCCGGUCCCCUCGGCGCCGAGGGCCCGCGUCGUUGGACUCGCGUUGUCGGGAACGGAGCGGUUCCCGGUCGAGUAUCGAGCCUUUCCGGGGGCGGAACGGAGAAGGGGCGCAGUCCCGAAGUCGGACUCUGCCACGGCCCGAGGACGAGGACGGCCGAACGCCUCCUCGACCCCUUCGUCACGGGCGCACCGAUGACAAGGAUAGUCGACAACUGCGAGGGCAUUUCGAGGGAGGGUCGCUCCUCCCCUCUUCUCUCUUUCUCUCUCCCCCUCUCUCUCGAGCGACUUUUAGGGUACGCGUCCGCAGAGAUCUAGCCGUAGUUUAGCAAGAAUUCGUAAUAACGUUGUACGACCUAUCGGCGAAGCAAUUAUCCGUAGGUAGCGCGUAGCGUCUAACGCAGGGUUAAGGACUAGAAAAAGGCUCGUUACGCUUGUCGCUCCGAAUUUUCAGCCCUACCUGAGUAACCUCUCGGUUUCCUCCGGAUUCUCAUUGGGAGGGACGCUUCGCUUUGGCCCUUCGGCGAGGAAGGGUUUGCUCGUGCGAACCGAAUCGAGGGGAUGCCUCGGACCGCCGUGGACGGUUCACGCCGGAUUUCGCCGACCUCGAGUCGAGGAGGCUCGACGACUAAAGUAUUUUUAAAGGGAGAAUAUUUUCUUUCCUCAGCGAUUGCGCGCGAGUUUUGGAUAAAAGCGUUCCCUCGGACGCCUCCGUUGAUCGUUGACGUUGUUUCGAGGACUCCGCCGACGCGGCGCCGGAGACCUCAUCUCGGGAUCUCUCGUCCGGGUCGCUCGAGGUCACCUCGAGGGAUUCGCGGCGGUAGGACGUCCCGGAUAGAGGUCUCCGGCACCUCGAAGAGUCAAUGUUCCUCCGGCGACUCCUCCUUCGUCCACGGUGUCCGUUCCUAUCCAAACGAGGGUCGACGAGAUCCGAGGCGGCCGUCCUCCGUCGAACGAGCGGCCCGCCUCGGAAGGAAAUGCAAGGAUAGGCCCGCUCGAUCGGGAGCGAUCGCGAGCGACGGUGCCGAUCGCUCCUUGGCGAGGAACUCGGGAGACUCGUCUCCUCCGUGGGCCGCGGAAGAGGCCGGGAAGACGAGGUCGACGCCGUCGAGCUCUCGACGUUCGGGAUAUGCCUUGUACACGUGCCGGCUAUUUAUAUCGACACGGUUCGUGGAGAGUUACAAUUCGUAAGUCGCGUAAGCUUUAGUUCCCCUUGGCGAUACGUUAUCCGGGGCGUGCGCGUCACCGAAGACCGGUCGAUCGUCGAUCGUCGACGUCGCCGUCGCGCUAGAGCGUAAGAGCGGAGCGGGCCACGCGACGCACCCACGCAACGUGUAAUCUCGUUUUCUUGGUUUUCUCAAUCAAUAAAAAGAAGUCAUCGCACUCGCGUCGCCUCUU